UUUGAAUUAUCGACUUAAGCUUGGUAACCAGGCUUUUGCGACAACUGCUGAUUUAGCACUGCUGACCCAUAAAGAAUGUUAUUGACUUUCGAAGAAAGGCACGGAAGGAGGGAAAGAUUUUUAAAACGAGGUAAAUAUCCCUGAACUUUAACUUCUCCUCCGAAAAUGAAGCCUUCUGAGACUAAACUAAGAGGUUAAUUUUGUAGUUUGCAGAUUAAGUGCUUAAGAUACAAGAUAAGGACCUGAGAAACUUUGCAAGAUUCGAAUUCUGUCAGUCGCGGGUUUGUUGAUAGCUUCAGUGAUUAACCCCAGUUCGCUGAAAAUGUAAGAUCUGACAUUUGAAAAUAGUUAAUCGUUAUUAUUCUAUUAACCAAUAUCAACAUAUUGGGUCAGCAGAAAAUAGUAAUGAUUAUUUAAAACUCAAUUUGAAAGCAGGGUCCUCUGAUGUAGCUCAAAAUGUAGUUUUGUGCCCUAUCAAAUGAUUUUUUAAUCGUACCUUUAGUUUUCAUUAUUUUGUUCAUGAGAGGAAAUUAUUUUUCAUUCAAAUCUCCCUCCAUUCUUAGGCAGAUUUUGGAUUAAGGAGGAAAAGUAAACACAAUGGGUUCUAUUCUUGGAGGAGCUAUGAAAGAGACCAUGGAUGAAAACAUGAAGAAGAAUCAGGAAUUUAUGUUGAAAACUCAACAAAUACAGGUAAUUUAGCUGCAGAGGGUAGCUCUGUGUGAGACUGAAACUUGGAAAUGAAAUUGAAUUUGAAACCAUCACCAGUGAUAUCAUGGUUGAAUAUAAGAGCCAGAAGCUUUUACAAAUUACUGUUAAAACCAGGGUAUAAGCCACACCUUUUUCCCAAAUUUGAGUUGUCAAACAGAAGGUGAAGCUUAUCUGCAAAUGCUGCUUAUACACCAAUGUUUAUGAUUCUUUGCAGGAUUUCGCUGGUUAUUUAAGUCAUCAAAUGAAGAUGUACAAUGACUGAGAUUUUGAAUAACAGUAGGACUGUUACAGAUACUCAACCCUUUAACCCCUAAGAGUGACUAGCAUCUAAUUUCUCCCAACAAUAUCACCCCUAAAUCAUGCAGUAAGGUCAUGAGAAUAAAGAAAAUUAUCAGCAGCUAAAGAAGUUAUUGAUUGUGACACAAAUUCUCCUUGUCAGCACCCUAGGGAAUGUAUAGAGAACAGUAUGGAGAAUAACUUUACUGAUGUUAGGGUGUAAAGGGUUAAAAGUUUCUUGUUUUGGUAACACUUCUAUUUUUUUCAGCUGGGAAGGCAGCUUCAAAUGCAGAAUGCUAUGAGAGAAAGACAAAUGUCCAUGCAACUGGCUGGAGCAAGAGAAAUGUUUAACUGGUUAGCUACAUUCUAUGGAAUUGCAACAAUUGGCAUGUUUGCUGGGUAAGUGUUCCAUAAUGCACAGCUGUUCAUACAAAGUUUUCCUACUAGAAAGGUUGUGGAACAACAAAAAAACUUGAACUUGGAUCAAGAAGAUGUAAAAAAAGAAAAAGUCCUUAAUCAUUGUGUGUUUAUUAUGGUGUCAUUUUCAUAUGAUCACAUUUGUCCUCUUUUACUUUUUUUGCAUAGGUUUAUGAAAUCCAAAAAGCCAGCUGUUUUAAUUCCCUUUCUUCCACUAUCCUUUGUUGUUGGUUAUCAGGCUGAUUAUGUUCAUGGAAGCAAAGUCAGCAGAAUCAGAGGUUAGUGCAAAGGUUUGGUUGAAAGUAAGAAUAGUUACCAUCAAAAGAUCUGGUUUAUAAUAAAGUAGCCUUGAGGCAGUCUUGUCCAUUUUCUUUAGUUGAGUGGUAGUCAUGCAAAUAUAUAUGCCCUCCAUGUCUCUUACCUUACUCAUGCUCUCCUCUCCUAAUGUCAAAAGAUCUGCCUUAUUAUAAAGUAGCCUGCGUAGUAGAGUCUCAUUAUUUUAGUUACUAGAGUUAUGUGAAUGUGAGGGAUGGUCACACUAUUAGCCUAAGGGAACAGUGUCAAUUUAUUGUAAUUGAGCUCCCUAAGGGCAUAAAAAAACCUUGUGGUUUUGGUUGACAGUAUUUUUGAAAAGAAACUGUGUUGUACAAACCUGAGGAGUUAGUGGAGCCAACCCAUGCUCAUCUGUGGAAUAGAGGCUUUGAAAUCUGGUUGAAUCUGCUUUCUGUGGUUUCCUACAAGACCCACUGUUACACCUACUUAGCAGUCUUGUCCAUUUCCUUUAGCUGGGCAGUAGUCAGGUAUUUCAGGUGUAUGCCCUUGCUUAACCCAAUUGUUGGGGAGACUCAUUCCUUUGUCAUGCUCUCCUCACUUAGCCGAAAGAAAAUGAAGCACUGUACCAUGUAUUUGCAGGUUGGAAACUCAGUUGAGUAACUGAAUGUCAUAGGGACUUAACAUAAAGAGAAAUGUUUUUAGAGAUGGCUUGUUUCAUCCCUGGAAGGUGGCCUCAUUUCAUUUUAUAGCUGGUGAAGAUACAUUGCAUAGUGCAGAGACCUAGAAGUGUUUUAGUCUCUGGUUUAUUCAUAUGAACUUACUUGUCAGGAUUUAUUGAUUUUUUUUUUUACUUUUCGCUUUUGCUUUUUUGCAGAGGAGGCAGAACGUAUCAUGAAAGAAGAAUAUUCAAUUCUUCAACUUCCUGCUGGGAUGCCUGAUUUCAAAUCAAUUGAAGAAGCUCGUCUAAAGGCUGAAGGAAAGUCAUCUUGAACUUUUCUAGUCAUCUGGAACUUUUCUAGUCAUCUGAGAAGCUUGUAUUACAUAAAAGACACACCUAUGCAAUCUAUAAUCUCUACUAUACCUAAGUUAACAUCAUUAUAAAACCCAUACGCUUUCAUAAACAUUUUGAAUUUAUUAUUUUGAGAGUAUAUUGCUUCAAGGGCUAAUGCUUGAAAUGUCAGCCUUUAAACUCUUUACUGUGGCCAAUUUACAUCGUCAACUGAGUUGAUAACACUACAUUACCCUGUUACACUCUCCCACUGACACAGCACCAUAGUUUCUUUAGAAACUCACCCCCUUUAUUGUUGUUUUAUAGUCUCCAAAAAGCUGUAUAUUGCAUGCUUCUCAUUACUCUGUAGGGUUUGAGUAAUGAAAGGAUUACUCUCUGUGACAUUUCCCACGAACUUUUAGAUGUUUCCCAUGAGUAACCAUUGAGAGAAAAUGAAAAAGGAAAAGAUCAUGUGCUGCAGGCAUAUGUUUAUUUUCUGGUCUCUAAAAUAUUGUUUACUCAUCUCUAUGACUUUCUAUGGCACCCCACUCAAAGUCCAUGAUUUGUCAGGUCUGGAAAAUAACGUUUUGGAAUUUUAUGACUUUCCAAGUGUUCCAUGACCUAUGCAAACCCAGUAACUGUGAACAAAUUACUUACCAAAAGAGGUGAGGCUUUUUUAGCAUGAUUAUUUUGUUCUGAAAGUAUACAUGUAUGUAAGGCUCAUAUGUGUCAAAAUUUUACUAAUAUUAGACAACUUAGGCCCAGAAUUUUGUCAGUGGUGUACAUGUACCUUGAUCUUAGGGCCAUAAUAUAUAGCACUCUUCCCUUAAAUCAACUGAAAAUCAUAUAUAAAAGAAAAAAAUUCAGAAAUCAUUUGUUUUGUUGAUUGUAUUUUAAUGACAAAAAGGGGGUCAUGGUUCUAAUUAUAGGC
Pocillopora meandrina is the source of this 3593-nucleotide messenger RNA. The record is from the annotation of a GenBank genome assembly. Lineage: Eukaryota; Metazoa; Cnidaria; Anthozoa; Scleractinia; Pocilloporidae.